Molecule: messenger RNA, 3560 nt
Organism: Oncorhynchus nerka (sockeye salmon)
Lineage: Eukaryota; Metazoa; Chordata; Actinopteri; Salmoniformes; Salmonidae
Gene: pycr1a
Product: pyrroline-5-carboxylate reductase 1a
Exons: 8
Coding region: 124-1086 (320 amino acids)
Biological process (GO): L-proline biosynthetic process
Molecular function (GO): pyrroline-5-carboxylate reductase activity
Source: RefSeq, a predicted model, not a curated record
GUGUGGAAAUCAUGUUAACGCUGUUACAACUGUAACUCUGUUGAACUAUAUGUUUGGCCGCGACAUUGGAAAAGGAAACCAUUUAUACAUUCGUCGCAACACCCCAACAACAGAAACUUCAGAAUGAGCGUGGGGUUCAUCGGAGCGGGUCAGUUGGCCCAUGCCUUGGUGAAGGGAUUCAGCGCUGCAGGUAUCAUUGCCACACAGAGGAUCACUGCCAGCUCCCCAGACACAGAUCUUCCCACAGUGUCUGGACUGCGGAAAAUGGGUGUCAAUCUCACGACCAGCAACAAGGAGGUGGUGAACAAGAGUGACGUUCUGUUCCUGGCUGUCAAACCACACAUCAUCCCCUUCGUGUUGGAUGAGAUCGGACCGGACAUUGAGGACCGCCACCUCAUUGUGUCCUGUGCAGCUGGUGUCACCAUCAGCUCCAUUGAGAAGAAGCUGCUCCAGUACCGCCCGUUCCCCAAGGUGAUGCGAUGCAUGACCAACACCCCGGUGGUGGUUCGGGAGGGAGCCACGGUCUACGCCACGGGUACCCACGCCGAGCUAGAGGACGGGAGGCUGCUGGAGCAGCUGAUGUCCAGUGUGGGCUACUGCACGGAGGUGGAGGAGGACCUGAUCGAUGCCGUCACCGGACUCAGUGGCAGUGGACCUGCCUAUGCAUUUACAGCUGUGGAAGCGCUUGCUGACGGGGGGGUGAAAAUGGGUCUGCCCAGGAGACUGGCUAUACGGCUUGGAGCACAGGCCCUGCUGGGAGCAGCCAAAAUGCUGUUGGACUCGGAGCAGCACCCUGGCCAGCUGAAGGACAACGUUUGCUCCCCAGGGGGCGCCACCAUUCACGCCCUGCACGUCAUGGAGAGUGGGGGCUUCCGCGCCCUGCUCAUCAACGCUGUGGAGGCCUCCUGCAUUAGGACCAGGGAGCUCCAGUUCUUGGCUGACCAGGAGAAGAUCUCUCCUGCGGCCAUCAAGAAGACUACGCUGGACAAGGUUCUGCAGCAGCCAGGGGUGGGAACAGGGGUGGGCGUCCGGACAGGAUCUGGGAUCAGCCUGUUCAACAGCAGCAACCCCAGGCAUAAGAAGUAAUUGAACUGAGUGGCUCUGAUCACAGAACAGGGGUGAAUUCAUUAGUGCAUUACAGACCAUAUCAAAACAUUUUGCAACAAAAACAAGUUUCUUAGCGGACAAGUUCAGGUAGUUCCUCCCUGUUUCGGUCUUUUUGCUUCCUAGUGAUACGCCCCAGGUAGAGACCCUCAAAAGAAUGAAACGCUGCUGAACAUAUUAUUUCAACCCUAAAACAUUUGUUAUGGUUAUAGCAUGCCAGCUGAGAGGAGGGGCAUAAAUGACAGCUUCAUAAAUGUGAGGAUAAACUUAAAGCAGCAAUAGAGGAUGUAGGGUGAAGGGACACUUCUCCUGCUCUCCUUCCAUGUUCACUGACUAGAAACAUCUGGACAGGUAAAAGCAAGUUCCUAAUAGAUAUUAUGGCUUUCACCUGUCCAGUGUUGUCAUAUCAGUGCAGAUGAAGGAGAAAAGCAGUAGGAGGUGACUGGGGGAAGAAGACUAACAUAGACAGUUAAGAUGGACCAACAUGGUGAUGAACAACAGGUCACAAUUCCUUUACAUUUUAGCCAUUUAGCAGAUGCUCUUAUCCAGAGCGACUUACAGGUGCAAUUAUGGUCAAGUGCCUUGCUCAAGGGCACGUGAACAGAUUUUUCACCUAGUCGGCUCGGGACUCGAACCAGGUAUCUAUCGGUUACUGUUGGAACGUACUUAACCUCUAGGUUACCUGCCGCCCACUCCCUUUCAGUAGAAACACAGAGACAGAUGUGGAGUUGGAUGUCUUAUGUGCUUAGCUAUCUAUAGCUUCUGUUUCAUAGAAUGUGUGCCUAUAUGUUCCGUUAGACAGAUUGUUCGGUCCUACAUUAUGUACAGUCUUACUGGAACUAUUUUGGUCUGUUGCUAAACAGCAAAGGUCCCUGUUUUCUAUUGUUGUUUAUCUCUUCAUUUUCUGGCUAUUUUCUUUGCUUGAUUGAGAGAUGAUAUUACAGAUUUAGUAUGUUAAUCAUUUUAGCCUGACUGAGGGAGUUUGUAGAAGGAGCAACACUGUUUAGACACUUGGAAACCACAACAAAAUGGGAAAUCUAUUUAACUUUUCUUUAUCCAGAUUUGUCUUGUUGAUGUAUAUCUUCUAUAAAAUAGACUUGUUCAGGAUGGUAGGAGUCAUUAAUGUUACAAAAGUUACACACAUAUAGAUAUCUAUCUAUACUGAACAAAAAUAUAAACGGAACAUGCAACAAUUUAAAAGAUUUUAGCGUUACAGUUCAUAUGAGGAAAUCAUUCAAUUAAAAUAGAUUUAUUAGGCCCUAAUCUAUGGACUUUAAAUGACUGGGAAUACAGAUAUGCAUCUGUUUGACAAAGAUGCCUUAAUAAAAAUGGGCCUCACAAUGGGCCUCAGGAUCUCAUGGUAUUUUUGUUUGUUCAAAUUGCCAUCGAUAAAAUGCAAAUGUGUUUGUUGUUCGUAGUUUAUGCCUACCCAUACCAUAACCAGGGUCGCCACCAUGGGGCACUGUUCACAAUGAUGACAUCAGCAAGCCACUCGCCCACAUGACGCCAUACACAUGGUCUGCAGUUGUGAGGCAGGUUGGAUGUACUGCCAAAUUCUCUAAAACGACAGUAGAGAAAUGAACAUUAAAUUCUCUGGCAACAGCUCUGGUGCAGAUUCCUGCAGUCAGCAUACCAAUUUGCAGCUCUCUCAAACUUGAAACCUCUGGCAUUGUGUUAUGUGACAACUACAUGGCCUUUUGUCCCCAGCACAAGGUACACCUGUAUAACGAUCAUGCUGUUUAAUCAGCUUCUUGAUAUGUCACACCUGUCAGGUGGAGGGAUUAUCUUGGCAAAGGAGAAAUGCUCACUAACAGUGAUGUAAACAAAUUUUUGCACAACUUUUGAGAGAAAUAAGCAUUUUUGUGCAUAUGGAGCAUUUCUGUGUUUUUUUUUUUCAGUUCAUGGAACACUUUACAUGCUGCUUUUAUAUUUCUGUUCAGUGUAGAUGAAUCUCCUUUGCAAGAUAUACUUGCUACACACAAACACAUCUCCUUUGUGUGAGAGACUUGUUCAAGAUGGUAGCAAUCAUUGUUACACAUACACAGUAGGUAGACUACAGUAUUUUACGUUCAGCCCUUUUACAUAUUUGACUGGCAUAUCACUGUUUACAAGGUGGAAGUGGUACUAUUAGGCCAAUACAAAGUGAAAUACAUGAAUAUGCUGAACGUGUAAGAGUUUAUAUAUUUUGUUCACAAAAUAUGUAAAGUCUAGCUAGAUCUGUUUUAUUAAACGUUAUUUCCAAAACUUUCAUGAUUAAUUAAAUUAUUUAAACUAUUUUUCUGUAUCCUGUGUGCAUAUGGGUGAUUUUGCAAAUACUGGCCUUUUUGUGUCUCAGGGUUAGAUUAAGAUCAAAUGUUAAUUUAGAAUUUUUUUUUUCACAUUGAGACUAUAACCUAAACUUUUUCUUUCAGCUUUCAAUAUUAUUUUUUAUUUUAUAAAGCAUUUCAUGUCUGGAA